UUUUUAAUGUCUAAAAAAACAACAACAACAUUAUUUCAACAUUUAUUACGGUGAUCAACACAUCAAAAUGGAAACUGAACAAUUUUUAUUUAGCAAACUUGUAGCCAAUAUUUUUGGAUAUCUUGGCUGUCAUUUUCAUUCAAUCAAAUUAAAUAGCUGGCGAUCAUUAUUGAAUUUAUUAUUGAAUAUUUUAUUGAAUUGUUUAUCAGUGUAUGGUAUGUUUGUAUAUGAUCCACAUAAUUGGCGUAUUGAAUCGAAUCCAUUUUUUACACGUGUUAUGUUAAUGUCAUAUAAACGUAUAUAUCCAAUUCUUUAUGCAAUAAUUUCUAUUCAUUAUUAUCAAUUUGGUCAUCAAAUGAUUCAUUUACUUGAUAUGCUAUUACCUUAUACAAGAAUAAAUCAACGACAACAGCUUUUACCAUUAAUAUUUAUCUUCAUUAUUUCACAUUUUGUUUAUUUGUCUUUGAAUUAUACAAAUUUAGAAGAUCUGUAUCAACAACCAACAUUCGAAAAGUUUUGUGCACAACUCGGUUGCUAUACACUGAGUUUUCAGAUUACAUUAAUUUAUAAUAUGGUCAUAUUUUAUCAAUGUUUGAUUGAAUCAUUUUUACAUUCAAUCGAAAUGAAAUUAUUAUAUAUUAAUCAAACAAAUUCAAUCGAUGAUUGUCCACGUUUAAUCUAUUUGAAAAUAUUGAAAAAAAUCGAACAUGUAGCAUGUUUAUGUAAAAAAAUGAAUCAUCUUUUCUCAUACGGUUUAUUGAUACAAAUUACAUUGAUUGGCAUUAGUUUUAUUAUAAAAAUCUGUGCAUUGGUUCUGUUUCGACAACAAUGGCGUGCAACAAUAAAUGAAGCACCUCAUAUUUGUUUAUGUUAUCUAUAUUUAUCUAAAAUUAGUAUAUACAAUUUACGUAUAGCUAAACGUUUACGAAUGAUUCGUCGAUUAAUGUUAAAAUCAUAUUGGAAAUAUUGUAGUGAAAAUCAUUACAAUUCAACGAUUGGUCAUCGUAUUAAUGAUAAACGAAAAUCGGAUCAAAUUGUUGUCGAAAAAUUUGAUCCAAUACGAUUUUUUGAAUUAACCAAUAUCUAUAAAAAUGAUUUUAUCGUACGAAUUUUUCGUAUUUGGAAUAUGGAUUUUAAUUUCAUUUUAUCGAUUACAGUAUUUAUCAUUAAUUAUAUUGUAUUUAUUGUAUCGACUAAUUGA
Dermatophagoides pteronyssinus (European house dust mite) is the source of this 1201-nucleotide messenger RNA. RefSeq lists its product as uncharacterized. The record is from RefSeq and is a predicted model, not a curated record. Lineage: Eukaryota; Metazoa; Arthropoda; Arachnida; Sarcoptiformes; Pyroglyphidae.